UUUGCCCUCCUGCUUGCAGGUGGCACCGAUUCAGCCCUGGUGACCUUUAAGGGCUGCGCCACCCCGGCCAUGUGCCAGAGCUCGCUGCUGGCCCUGGUGCAGGAGCUGGACGGCGCCGAGGUCUAUUGCUGCACCGGGAGCCUCUGUAACACCCGCAUCAUGGACGGGCGGGUGGCCGAGGGGCGGCCCAGCCACCCCUCCCCCACCCACGCCCCCACCCCCAAGCCAGGCUUCAUCCUGGAGGAAGACCAGGAGGAGGAGGACAGGGUCCCCGUUGCUGGGGGCCACCCUCCGUUGGCAGGGAGCCACGGCGACCGGGAGGCGAAGACCACCGAGAGUUCCGAAGGGCGGGGCUUGGAGGAGGGGACCGCAUCUGCCGAAGACCGCAACAACGCCGGCUCCAGGGACAACGCCUUCAGUGCGGGAGGGGUCUUUUCCGAGAGCAACGCCGCGCGGCCGACGGGCGUCCCUCACCCCGAUCCCAGGGCUACAGGCGGCCCCGCUACCAUCGUCCUGGACGGGAGCAGCCGCUCGGAGCCCGACACCAGCAAGACACCGGAGAACGGCCGGGAGAUUCCAGCCGGCAGCGGCCUGGCCCACACAGACGCUGAGGAAGAGGAGUGCGAGGAAGAAACCAGUUACUCUGCCCGGGACCACAUUACCGGUGGCUCCGGCACCGAAAGCCGCACCGGGUCAGCCAGAGAGAGCUUCGUGGCCGAGGGCAGCGCCGCUCACAGCACCGGCGGCUCGACUCCCGGCUCCCCCGGCCACCGGAUCGACACCGUAGUCCACAUCCCCCAUCUCGCCACCAGGCAGAAUGAGAGCUUCUUCUCUGAGGACAAGGAGGGAAGUUCCAGCCAGCCCAGCGCCUCCCCAGCCAGCCCCAGCGGCACCAUCCUGGCCGCCGGAGGAGCCGGAGCCGGGUCCCACCGGGGGAAGAAUAAGACCCUCUGCACCAAGCGCCCGGGAGUGGCUCCGGUCGGCCAAGAGGGCUCCUUGGAGCGCACCGAGGGCGACCGGGACUGGCCAACCAUCUCCUUCCCCAUCACCGUGGAAAUGCCCAACAGCUCCCUGCGAGGUCACCUUGGCAACGCCAGCGCCCCGGGGCUGGACUCAGUGGAGGGGCUGGUGAAGAACACCAGCGACUGGUUGUACGCCAACACCCCGGGGAAGCCACGUCCCCCCUACCCCAGCGGAGCCUUUGGCCUCGGCAGCAACUUUGGCCUCGUCACCCUCACGCUCCUGCUCGCGGUACUGCUGCACUGAGCCCUGCGCGGAACCCAGGAGUCCGGGCUCCCAGCCCCGCUGCUCUAACCCACUAGACCCUGCUGCUCCCUGCCCAGAACCAGGGAGAGAACCCAGGCGCCACCCUAGCACCGAGAGCCUGCCGCCGAGCGGAAGGAAAGCCCUGGCCGGUACCGGAGCAGGACACCUGGGUUCUUUGCGCUUGGCUGAGGGUGCAUCUGUGAAGGUGACCCCAUCGCUCCCUGCUGGCUGGAAUCGAAAAUGCUCCCCCCGUGUGUCAUAGACCCCGUAGUGCUAGUGGCAGAGGGAGAUUUCCCUUAUAGAACAGGGGGCUGGGAGCUCCCGUAGUGGCUGCUGCUCCGAGGGGCCCUAUCCACUCUAUAGGUAGAUACGUAUAGAUUAUCUAGCGCUGUAGACUGCCCUGUACUAGAUCCGUUAACCCUUGAGAUGCUGGAGGGUUUGGGGUUUUUUUGCCUGUUAAAGGCCUGGAUUAGAAGAGGGGGUGCGACUUAACACAACAACAACACAACCCAGCACUGCCAGACCGCACAUCCAUAUGGCCACACGGGCAGACAACAUACAAACGCACAUACACACCCCUGCUCCAAUACACAAAACACACACAUCUGCACUAUCCGAACACACGCACCUCGCAGACACACAAACACAAGUACACACAAGGCAGGCAGCGUGCACACACACACACACACACACACACAGAGUUUAUUUUGCUAUCUAUGAAGUCUCCUAGGGCUUAAAUAUUUAUUCCGGAGGAACUUUACCCUGUCAGACAACAGCCCCUGGGGAUGGGAGGGGGGGGGUCGUCCCCGUUUGCCCCCUGCCCCUUAGCGCCCCAUGCUGGGGGGGGGGAAGGGGGGCGCGGUCUCAUCCCUCAGCUGGUUGGCUGCCGACGGGGCCCUUUACUGCCCUGGGGAGACGGAUUACCCACCACCACCGACCCCCACUCCCAGUUGAUGCUUAAUUUAUUGUCCAGUGGUGCAGGGACGGAACC
Chrysemys picta bellii (western painted turtle) is the source of this 2257-nucleotide messenger RNA. The record is from RefSeq and is a predicted model, not a curated record. Lineage: Eukaryota; Metazoa; Chordata; Testudines; Emydidae.